Truncatella angustata is the source of this 1311-nucleotide messenger RNA. RefSeq names its product DNA mismatch repair protein MutL. NCBI's taxonomy places the organism in Eukaryota, Fungi, Ascomycota, Sordariomycetes, Amphisphaeriales, Sporocadaceae. The record is from RefSeq and is a predicted model, not a curated record. Gene Ontology annotation, biological process: mismatch repair. The coding region runs from base 95 to 868 and encodes 257 amino acids. Gene Ontology annotation, cellular component: MutLalpha complex. The transcript has a single exon. Gene Ontology annotation, molecular function: ATP hydrolysis activity; ATP-dependent DNA damage sensor activity.
GCUUCUUUAUGAAAUCAUCAUCAUCACGUCCUGCAUCCAAGCCCAUUGUUUUGAUAUGUAAUUACCAUCUUCCAGGUUGUCAUCGGGUAUCGACAUGUCUAUCACUGCACUCCCCAGCCAUGCCCAAAAGCUCUUGAGUUCCACCUCUAUCAUCACCACUCCAGUCUCGCUCGUCAAGGAACUAAUAGAUAACGCCAUCGACGCAAGUGCCACUGCCAUAGAAGUCAUCAUUUCACAGAACACUAUCGACAAGAUUGAAGUCAGGGAUAAUGGACUAGGCAUCCAUACCCAUGAUUACGACUCCUUGGGAAGACACGGUCACACAAGCAAGCUCAAGGACCUUGACGACCUGCGUUCCGUGGCUGGCACCAGUCUUGGCUUCCGAGGUCAGGCCUUGGCAAGUGCAAAUACAUUGGGCAAGCUCACCAUCAUCACAAAGACUUCUUCGGAUCCAGUAGCCGCAACUAUACAAGUAAAUCCCCAUUCCGGAGGUGUCCUGAGACAGCAAGCAGGCUCAGCACCGGUUGGGACUACGGUGAGUGUCUCUGAAAUCUAUUACGGACUCCCGAUUCGAAAACAGCUUGUCGCCAAGGAAGCCGGGAAGACCUUGGACAGGGUCAAAAGCCUGCUUCGCUCAUACGCCCUGGCGAGGCCAACGAUUAGACUCACACUCAAAGUUCUUAGCAAGCCCGCAAUGAACUGGAACUACUCACCUCGACGAGACGCUUCCAUUGGCGAAGCCAUUCUUCAAGUCCUUGGAAAAGAUGUGGCAGCUCGUUGUUUCGAAAAGAAGGCCAGCUUUCCUGCAUUCGCUGAAGACCGACCUGACGUGUCUGGAUUAUCGUUCAUGUUUGAAGCGUUCAUUUAGAAAGUGGACGCCGAAUUCAUACGUCUUCCCACACAGCGCUAUUUUUCCGUCGACGGUAGACCUGUUACUAGCACAAGAGGAACGACACAGAAGUUGAUGGCGGUCUACACCAAGUUUCUAAGCAACGCGCUGCUCCCACAGCCUGAUGCAAAGGCCAUGCGUGAUGCCUUCAUUCGACUCAACGUCAAGUGCCCUGAAGGAACCUAUGAUAUCAACAUUGAACCAUUGAAGGACGACGUACUGUUUGAGAGUGAACAGGCAAUUUUAAGCGGUUUCGCAGCAUUGUGUGAAGAUGCGUACGGGCCGCUUCGUCCAAACAGCAAGCAAGCUGCUCCGGAAAGUCGGGCCUCAAUGAAGCCUUUGCCUGCUCUCCAUGAAACCGGUCACACCACACACAAUAACAUACACAACGAAACCCUCAUUGCUUCGGAGAGUGAUCAGGC